Messenger RNA from Truncatella angustata, 1890 nucleotides. RefSeq lists its product as uncharacterized. The record is from RefSeq and is a predicted model, not a curated record. Lineage: Eukaryota; Fungi; Ascomycota; Sordariomycetes; Amphisphaeriales; Sporocadaceae. Gene Ontology annotation, molecular function: RNA binding. Bases 1 to 1890 code for a protein of 629 amino acids. The transcript has 5 exons.
AUGGGUAAGUCCCUCCACCAGACUUCUGUCACUCUGCCGUCCACCCACAUCUUGCUGCAGUCUCAAAUUGAGCCAGCAUCUCAGAUGGAAGGGAGCAAACGCUGCCCUCCCAAGAAGAAGGAGCAGAAGCAAACCAUGUCCCUCGGGGCUUUCCUGCAGGAUGACAACUACGGCGGCUCUUGGGCUGACGAAGUUGAGGAGGUUGUUGGCUCCCAACCUCUCCCUGCCGCGCCUUUUGGAGGCGGUCGCGCGGGCGGCUCAGGAUAUUCUGGCUAUGGCGACCGAGGCUUCGGCGGUGAGCGCAGCUACCCUUCGCGCGACUCCUUCCCCACGGAGCUCCCUACUAGGCCUCCGUACACCGCCCAUCUUGGCAACCUCUCUUACGAAGCAACUCAAGAGGCCGUUACCGACUUCCUUGAGGGCUGUGACGUUACCAGUGUCAGAAUCAUCGAGGACAGGAUUGAGCAGCGCCCCAAAGGCUUCGCCUAUGCUGAGUUUAAGGACGUUGAAGGAUUGAAGCAGGCAUUGACCCUGGAUGGACAGAGUUUCCAGGGACGCGGCAUCAGAAUCAAGAUCGCCGAUCCUCCCAAGGACCGUGACCGAGGCUUUGGAGGCGAGGGCUCUGCUCGCGACCUCUCCAGCUGGGAUCGCAAGGGACCUCUUCCAGACCUGCCUCGCGAAGGAGGCCGCCGUGAAUUUAGCGAACGUCGUGGCCCUCCUCGUGAACCUGCUGGCGACGACGGCCCUCGCCGCGACUUCAACUGGGAGCGCAGAGGACCUCUCUCACCCCUGCCUCAGGCCGAGGGCUCUGGAUCUCGUGAUGGCAGCCGGCCUGGCACCAACGAUGGCAGACGCACCGAUUCGUUCCGUGGCGAACGUGGCGAACGAAAAACCUCUCCAGCCACUUGGGGUGAGGGUCGAUCGGAGGGCUCGCGACCUCCCCGUGAGUUCAGCGAAAGACCCGAGCGUCCUGAGCGCACCGAGCGGGCUCCCACUGCUGCUGAUCUUGACAACAAGUGGCGCAGCAACAUGCGACCUGACAGGUCGACCCCUGACCCUAGCGAGGCACCCUCGGCUGGCCCUGCUGCACCUGCUGGACGUCCAAAGCUGAACCUUGCUAAGCGUACUGUUUCGGAAGCUCCAGGUGUCACUUCGCCCCCUCCCACUGCAGGCGCUGACGCAAAGGCGAACCCAUUCGGUGCCGCUCGUCCUAUUGAUACGGCCGCCAAGGAGCGCGAAAUUGCCGAGAAGCAGGAGCAGGCGGCCAAAGAGAAGAAGGAAGCUGAUGAGAAGGCCAAAGAAGACCGUCGCAUUGCAAAGGAGAAUGCUGCAAAGGAAGCUGAAGAGAAGGCUGCCGCCGCUGCUGAAGCUGAAAAGGAGAAGGAGAAUGCCCCCGCGGCAGAGGCACCUGAGGCACCUGAGGCACCUGAGGCACCUGAGGCACCCGAGGCACCCGAGGCACCCGAGGCAUCUGAAGCACCCGAGGAAGCCGAGGCACCCAAGGCAGCUGAAGAUGCCGCAUCUGGUGAGCAGAAGAUUCCCACAAAGCCGAAAGAGCAAGCACAGAACCCCAAGUCCAGAGCCACAGAGGCUGGUAACUGGAGGUCCUCACCGUCGGGAGAGGGACGUGGCGGCCGUGGAGGCUACCAGAACGCUCCCCGAGGAGGACGUGGUGACUCUCGCGGUGGACGUGGCGAUCGCGGAGGACGCGGAGCUCGCUUCGAAGGAGGCCGCGCCCCUCGCGCAAACGGCAACGCUCCAGCUGCUGCUGCGCAGCAAGAGGGCGCCCCAGCUACACCAACCACACCAGCCCUCGAGCAGUCGUCGGAUCCUGACGGCUGGACCACUGUUCCCUCAAAGGGUCGACGCGCCCAAGGCGGCCGCGCAUAG